AUGGGCCAAUCAAUCCUGGAAAAUUCUGGACGCCUUAUACUUUUCGCCCCAUUUGAGCGAUUGACUCAGAAUAGGACUCAUACUGUGCCACAGCCUACAGUACGCGCCUACCUGACGUCACUGUCUACGAACUUUCGUAUUCGACCAUCUGCCCCAAACCUACCGUAG
Molecule: messenger RNA, 168 nt
Organism: Bipolaris victoriae FI3
Lineage: Eukaryota; Fungi; Ascomycota; Dothideomycetes; Pleosporales; Pleosporaceae
Exons: 1
Coding region: 1-168 (55 amino acids)
Source: RefSeq, a predicted model, not a curated record